AUGGCUGCCAAAGCGACCGGUCGUCGGCCGUCAGUCAGCUUCCAUAUGGAGACUAGAAGUCGCACCGCAAAAAUCACCCCAGAACCAACCGACGCCUCUACAGUAGGUUCAUGGCUGUCAUCGGCAUCAUCAUCCCCCCUGUCAACACCCCCGUCCACUCCGCCAAAGAGUCCAAAAUCUCGGAAACGAAAGAUGGCCGAUUCAGGCUCGGAUGAAGCCGAACAUGUGCCAAAGACGAAGCGCCGUGCACGGCAAACCUCAACAGCUGCGACCCUGGCUGUUAGCGCCACUGCACGCCAGCGAAUGACCCGGAGGACCAUUCCAGAUAGUGAUGGAACUGUUACCAUCACUAAUAGAGGCCCUCCGUCAACCUCACCGUCAGCUAGUCCGCCAGAAUCGGCCACGGCGCUAAGACGAAGCUCCCGUAUUCCCCGGUCUGACACAGUCGAGGUCGGCCAUGAUCUCAGCCACGCUGGAAACCAAACUUCUUCACCAUCUAAUCAAACAGAGCAGCCUAAUGCUUCGUCAGGGGAAUCUCAGAAAGCAUCGUCAAACGCCCCCGAGGCGGUGCCAAAGUGUAAUCGCACCUCACGACCUGCCGAGGAGAAAAUUGCGGCCAAGGCGCACAUCAGCUUCCAGGAGUACAAAGAUAAGGAGUCCUGGCCAGAAUAUGAUGCGAAGAAUCCAAUAUACCACGCAAAUGAUGGCACCACUCGCUACCGUCCAGCAGAGAACGGCGACACUCCCGAGUCCCGCUCUCCUAGGAAGCCGGGCAGAGGGGGCGGCCGUGGUGGCCGUGGAGGUGCUCAUGCAACUGGCGGUGGACGUGGUAAAGGCAAGUCAAGAGGUAGAGCUGGUCGCGGAAAUGGCGAAAGUCCUGAACCUCCAAAUCGAAGACGACCACUGACACAGGACGAAAAACUCGAGAUCUCCAUACUCAAGGCGAGGCAGCUGGAGUUAAAACGAUUUUUCAGCACCGUGGGCGCUCAGCAGAUUGACAUCCUUGAACAACUCUCAAGCCGAGACAUUUCCAAAAUUGCCAGGAAGCCAAAGGCCCACAGACACGUCCCAGAGUACGACGGUGUCGUGGAGGAACUUGAGUCCACCAUGAGAGAUGUGCAAGACCUCGCCCAAACACGAUACCGCAUCCAGCUCGAGCAUGAAAUGCAGCGACUGCAGCGAGAGAAAGAAGUUAUUGAAGCGCAGUUCGAGAACCGCGUCACCGAAGCCCGCAGAGAGCAUCUUGCCGGCGCAGAAGGAGACAUCAUACUCUUCGAGCGAGCUUACCGCGCCGCUCACGACGACACCCACACCGAAUCCGGCUCCGAUAUGGAUUACUUCCCACAUUAUCACGAACUUCCCGAGCCGAAUACUCAACCACGCGGGUACUCGUCCAGAAAAAUCAUGGACGAAAAGCCAUUUAGGCAACAGCUGGAAUCUUACGACGAACAAGCCCGCCAACAAGUGCUCAAUGAGGAUGUUAUUGGCCCCUUAUUGAAGCAAAUGGAACAGCGAAACGAUGAUUGGCGAACUGAGCAACUUCGAAAGAAAUCGCAGACCAUGGAUGCUCUUUCUGUGGAAGCGAUCAAGGAACUCGAGAAUAUCAAGGGUUACCUUAUCCCAAGGCCUCUCGACAUGGCGGACACUAGUUCGUACGCCCUGUCGGCGCUCGCGGACGUUUCUGACUGGGUUGCACAACAACACUCCGAACGUCAGUACAUCUACAUGCCUCUUGCCCCCGGCGAUGUCUUCGCAAGACAAGCUUUGGAUUUCUCUCCACUUCCUGGCCAAGCACCACCGCCCGUAACGCCAGCACCACCGCAACCAUCAUAUCAAGUGAUCCGACCAGACUCAAGGAGCCGUGGCCGACGAGCGAAAUACCCUCCCCUGAGCAACGCACGGGCAGGCGUCCGCGUUGCCACUCCUCCACCUCCAAGCCCUUUACCGGCACCGCCAGUUGGACCUGCUUCUUUUCUCCCACCGCGCUUGAUUUCAAGCGGCCCCGGCCAACCGAUCGCUCCUGCACCGCCAAAACCCGUCUCAUCGCAUCGCUCAUCAAACAACAUCAACGUCUUCCGGCACAAUGCCCGACCCAGUCUUCAUCAUCACGGCUACCCUCGCCACAACUCCGUCGGCUCUCCGCUACAAAAUGGUCCACAACAAUUCAUCUUCCAACCUCCUCAACAGCCAUACCAACAUCAAGCCGCCCCUGGACCAGCACCGACACAACAAUACGGUCCACCGCCGGCUAGUCCGGUAAGUUCUGGAAUAGUCGCUCACAGCGCUGUUACUACCGCUAGUGCAGGCGCAGGCAUGAACCCAGGCGCAAUUAUCGGUGGGGGGACUGGCGGUGGUGGUCCUCCUAUGCAGGUUGUAGGCCAACAGACCAAAAUCCCCAUGACAUUUGUGAAUCAGACGAUUGCGAGUCGGAAUGCCGCUGCAGCUGCGGCAAGCGCAGGUGGGAGUGGUAGCACGCCGGGCGGGAAUGGGCAGGGUAACGGAAAGAGAGUCUUGCUGCCGAAGGUCUAA
This is a messenger RNA of Cladophialophora bantiana CBS 173.52, 2529 nucleotides long. RefSeq lists its product as uncharacterized. The transcript is spliced from 2 exons. Lineage: Eukaryota; Fungi; Ascomycota; Eurotiomycetes; Chaetothyriales; Herpotrichiellaceae. Bases 1 to 2529 code for a protein of 842 amino acids. The record is from RefSeq and is a predicted model, not a curated record.